Messenger RNA from Kazachstania africana CBS 2517, 453 nucleotides. RefSeq names its product import motor complex subunit PAM16 (gene PAM16). The record is from RefSeq and is a predicted model, not a curated record. NCBI's taxonomy places the organism in Eukaryota, Fungi, Ascomycota, Saccharomycetes, Saccharomycetales, Saccharomycetaceae. Gene Ontology annotation, cellular component: TIM23 mitochondrial import inner membrane translocase complex. The coding region runs from base 1 to 453 and encodes 150 amino acids. Gene Ontology annotation, biological process: protein import into mitochondrial matrix. The transcript has a single exon.
AUGGCACAUAGAGCGAUUGUUCAAGUCAUAAUCACUGGCGCCCAAGUGUUUGGCAAAGCGUUUUCUGAGGCAUAUAGACAAGCUGCCGCACAAUCAGCUAAGCAAGGUGCCAGUCAAGUUAAUAGAAGUCGUAAUGGACGUUCAGCGAAAGAUGAAUAUGGUGGUAUUACGUUAGAUGAGAGUUGUAAAAUUUUAAACUUGGGUUCAGGAAAGCCAGAAGAAUAUCUCGAUUUAGAUAAAAUCAAUAAGAAAUUUGACUAUCUAUUUAAUAUUAACGAAAAAGAUAAAGGUGGAAGUUUCUAUUUGCAAAGUAAGAUAUAUAGAGCUGCUGAAAGGUUGAAGUGGGAAGUUAGAGAGAAUGAGAAGGCAAAAUCAGAAGCAUCGAAACCACCACCACCACCAUCAUCAUCUUCUAAUAGUGAUUCAACAAAAUCGGAGCGAUCACCUCCAUGA